Molecule: messenger RNA, 3936 nt
Organism: Ectocarpus sp. CCAP 1310/34
Lineage: Eukaryota; Phaeophyceae; Ectocarpales; Ectocarpaceae
Source: the annotation of a GenBank genome assembly
AUGCGAAGCUCAGCCUCCACUCCGGGACUCUCGACGGUCGGCCUCGGGAAGUUCAACAUUGCUGCGCUGCACCAGGUGAUCCAGCAGCCGGACGCCAACAACACGACAGAGCAAUAUGACGACUUUUUCCCUGGGGGUCUCGGCGUACCGGACAGUUUCCAAGGCCUGGACCCAGAGGAAAAUCGACCGCCGGCAGAGCUUUUCGUUUGGGGCCAAGAACGAGCGAGAAGGGAUCGGACCGAGCCAGUCCACUCCCCAACCUCUAAUCCUACGUCGAAAGGUGGCGAUCCCAUCGCCGCGGGAGCAGACCCCACUGCAGGUCUGCCGGGGAUACAUCGAUCGGCAACGGCAGCGGCAGGCCGCCCUUUCACGGUCACCGCAGGCAUGAAACGAAGGGGCUUGGCUACCGCAGGCGGCGAGCCUCCCUGCGUAGGAGGUCAUCGAGCUGGUGGGGCCGGCGGGGCCGGCAGGCGGAGGUCGUCAACGGAGGGAGGGGUACCGAUUGCCACCCGUAGAAACAACUAUUCGGCGGUGAGAGCUAGCCAGGGAACCUGGCAGUUUAUCGCCAGGGCGAAAUCGGUGCGGGAGACGCCUGUUUCUAGGGGCGAUGCUUCUAGUCUUGUUCGAGAGUUCGAGGCCGCCAUGGCGGUCAUGGACAACCAUGUCGGGGGUCGGGCGGAAGGUCGCCACGGGGCUUUCAUGAGUCCAAUGCAAAAUGAUAUGCACGGCUUGCAGCAGGAGGUCAGCAGAACUUUCGACGCUCGACAGGCUGUGGUAGAGGCGGUUGAAAUCGUGGAUCGAUGUGUAGGUAGUGCAGGGAGGGCAGGGGGUGGCAGCGGUGGGGGGUCGCAGCAGGGACGUUGGCAAGACACGGGUGGAGGGAACCCGCUGUCGGAGUCGACCAUUGAAGAUUCUGUGCAAGAUUUGGGAGGGCCUUCGCUAGAUUUGACAGGCGAAUGGGUCAAGCGUGCGGUGGGUAUCGGCCCCGACGACUGGGCUGCUGCCAAGCGUAUUCUCGGGAGCUGUCUUUUCGAACAAAAGUGGCUAGACCUAACGUGCGGGGAGCUCGCCGACCAGGUCACCGUUAUGUGCCUGCCACACGGGCGGCUGCUCCAGGAACUGCGCCAGCGAAACGCAUCGACGUUCAACCGCCUGCACGGACUGUACAGCGACUGCUUGUGGACGCUGGACAGGUGCGUGGCGAGUGUGCUAGAGGGGCGGAGGGAGAGAAAGCAGGCGGAGGAGGAUUGGACCAAAAAGCUCGAGAAAACGUGCGCAGAUUACGAGGCCAAAAUCAAGGCCAUCCAUGACAGCCGAGGUUUCGAGGAACAGGAGCAGGCGCGGGCUAAGAGAGAGGCGAAGGCGCACGUGGAUAGGAUGGGAGACACGCUUCGUACCCUGAAUGGUAUCUUCAAGACAAUGCAGGCGGAUGGUAAAGCAAUGACCGAGGUAGACCUCAAGGACCGGUGCAGAUCCCUUGAGCAGGAGUUGGCGUCCCGGAGAGAAGAAAUGCAGGAACUCCGGAGAUUAAAAGAGAAACACCUGGAAACGGAGGCAGAGAUGGAGCAGGUGAAGCUAGAACUACAAAAGACGAAGUUAGAGGCGGUCAAGAUCAAGGAGGAAAUGGAACGGCGGCAAUCGCUUGUAAAGGAGCUCAUGGACAACGAGGCCAAACGUCUCACCGAGAUCGAAACCUUGAAGGCGGGAACCGACAGAGUAGUCGGAGGCGAUGAAGAUGAUGGAGAAGGCGAGGAGCGAGAGGGAGACCAUCCCAAAGGCGAGAAGGCGUCUAUCAAGAACAGAAACAAACGUCGCCACAAAGAGACCAACAGUGGUUCGAGCGGAACUGGGGGCUCGAACGAAAACUCGAAGGAAAGCGGCGGCGAAUCGGGAAGAGCAGGAAGCGAUGACGAUGACGAUGACGAACGAGAAGUAGGCUCUUCCGUGUUAUGCAUAAAGUGCCGCAAGGCUUUGGAUGACCUCAGCAAUAUUGCCGAUGCGCUGGAGAAAGAGCGGCAACUGAAGGGACAGACUCGGCUGCAGUGCCACGGGUACCGCUUGCUCCUGCCCAACCUCAAGGGAUACAGACCGCCGAGGACGGUGGCGUGGGUACGGACGGUAAUGCGAGCCAUCCUGAGGGCAAAGAUCUGGGACGACAGCGUGUUGCGGUACAAGCAGGACCUCCGAGUGCGCUUCCCCGAGUUCACCUACGCUUGGUUUGAGCCCCCAAGGGCCGUAAUGGCAGCUGCGAACGCCAACGUUAGGUCCAAGCUUGUGGCACAGGCGGAUGACGACCGGUGGGGACUAUACUACGGAGUGAAGUCGCUGGCACGUGAGAGCGCCGAGGCGACUCUCUUCUGGCACGCUCUGAACGAGAGCAACGGAGAGGACUAUUUAACGUUCCUCGUGUACUGCUUGGCCAUUGUGGAGGGCACCGCGGGGUCUAUGCUUCGAGACCAAUGGGGAGUCAGUGCUACGUGCACCGACCUGCACACGCUCCAGCGCCAGGUCCAAGAGGCUCAGGCUGUUGUGGAACGUUCAGCCAGCAAAGCGGGUAGCGCCAUCGGGACCGGGGCUGGGGGUGUGACUCUGCGGGGAGAUGGAAGAGGAGACGUGAAGGAGCAGCUUGAGCCGAUGGCCAGCGGCACAGACGUGGUUUGGUUGCGUUCGAGCGACGCCGUGGAAACGGUUGACCGCAUUCUUGUUAAGGCUCUGGAAGACCAAAAGCGCAGGGUGCUGGACGCGACGAAGGCCAUCUCGGUGUCUUGCGAGGGUCGCCUAACAGACCAAGACCCUUCGUCCACCUGUGUCGACUUGUUCCUGUUCCUGCGCAUCCUGCUUCAUUCCUUCAAGGAGGAGCAGGUCAACAGACGGGCGGCGGUACGGCUCAUGUUCGAGACGGCGUCAACGGGCGUCCUCACGGACGGCACACCAAUCUACGGGGACGGGAGGGUGGAUCAGAGCGCCCUAGCGGCCGCAGAAACCGUGUACAACAGCCUCUUGAACGAAACCAAGGCCGUGGUGGACCUGCCGCAGUUCAUGGUGAUCGCCCGAACGCUGUGGCCGGAGGUGACUACCUCAGAUGUUGUUGCCGUGUUCCGGGACGCGCACGAGGACACAAACGGGGAGGUGGACUACCAAGCGUUCUUGAAGUUCGCGGACCGGUGGCAAUUCUUCAGUAACGCCCUCCAGCUGCCGGUUCACAUGCCGAGCCGGGCCGACCUCGGAGAAGAGAUGGACGCCGCCACCAGGAGCAACCUAGGCGCCCUCGUGCACCGCCACUACAACCUCAUGAAGCCUGCGAUGGACACCGUGAAGCAGACGAUGCCCGAGAGCGCCGUGAAGCAGCUCGUCAAGUGCCAGAGAGCCGUGGAGAGGGAGCUCAACGAUGCGUACACGGUCACGCAAGACUCUUCCACUGGAUCACAGUCAUCCAAAUCAAGACAACGUGAGAGCGGCAGCAGCGGAGAGGAUGGGGCGCUAGAGCCAACCCCGGCUCUGUCUACCACGUCCAUGGACGGCACAAGACCCCUGGCGGCAUAUCGGAGGCUAUUGGCGAUUCUUUACCACAUCAGAAAUGUCAGGCACGAGUCCGGGCCAGGGUACGAGACGGUGCCCGGGAAGGGUACAAACGUGGUGCAGAAAACAGAAGCCGAGUUCAAAGCUCUCGAGACCGUCUUCUUCGACCUGCACAUCGAUAGACGCUUCCAGACGUACGACAGGAUCCGCACGCGGCUCGCGGUGAUGAAAGUGCAGCGCACGUGGAGGAAGAUUCUCGCACGCGCGUGCGAGGUGCCUCUCGGUUUGCUAGAUCUCAUGCGGCCGGGGUAUCUCAGAGGCGUGGGAGGGAUCGUAACGAGAGCUGUCCACCACCCACCAUUUUGGGUGCAGCAGCAGAUUUCGGAAAUGUACACAGCCAAGUUACGGACAUUGUGA